AUGUUUGCACUUCCCGUUCCCGCUUCUCUUCAGAAGAGCCUCGACACCACCAAGGUCGAAUAUGUAAACCUGGGAACCUCCGGUCUUCGGGUGUCCGUUCCAGUCCUGGGCGGCAUGUCCCUCGGGUCCAGUGAAUGGGCGCCGUGGGUGCUGGACGAGGAAGCAUCGCUUGAGAUCCUCAAGGCCGCCUACGACCGCGGCAUCAACACCUGGGACACCGCGAACAUGUACUCCAACGGCGUCAGCGAGGAAGUUAUCGGCAAGGCCAUCAAGAAGUUCAACAUCCCCCGCGAGAAGAUCGUUCUCAUGACCAAGUGCUUCAUCUACGUAGGCGAAGAGACGAACCUCCACACUACCAUGUUUCCUCAAGAAAUACGCCAGAGCAAGGACUACGCCGUCGAUGACGCUCUUGCCCGCCUGGGAACGACCUACAUCGAUCUCUUCCAGAUCCACCGCUUCGACCCGACCACACCCAUCGAGGAGACCAUGAAGGCCCUCCAUGACCUCGUGCAAGCCGGCAAAAUCCACUACAUCGGCGCCAGCUCCAUGUGGGCCACCCAGUUCGCGCGCAUGCAGUUCGUCGCCGAGAAGAACGGCUGGACCAAGUUCGUCAGCAUGCAAAACUUCUACAACCUCGUCUACCGUGAGGAAGAGCGCGAAAUGAACCGAUUCUGCAAGGAGACGGGCGUAGGCCUUCUUCCCUGGUCGCCGCUUUACGGCGGAAAGCUGGCGCGGUCUGUCAAGGCUGAAAACACCAGCAUCCGAUCCCAAGGCAAGGGUCCGAUGAACCCCGAUCUCAGUGAAGCCGAUGAGAACAUCAUUCACCGGGUUGAGGAGAUUGCGGACAAAAAGGGAUGGAGCAUGAGCCAUGUCGCGCUCGCUUGGAUCCGUUACAAGGGUGGAGUUCCCAUCACCGGCUUCAACUCUGUCAAGAGAAUCGAUGAGGCUUGCGAGCUGCGGGGCAAGACUCUGACUGACGAAGAGGCCAAAUACCUGGAGGAGCCUUAUGUUCCUAAGAACGUCAUUGGCCACGACUAG
Colletotrichum scovillei is the source of this 1038-nucleotide messenger RNA. RefSeq names its product aldo-keto reductase. The record is from RefSeq and is a predicted model, not a curated record. Lineage: Eukaryota; Fungi; Ascomycota; Sordariomycetes; Glomerellales; Glomerellaceae. The transcript has 2 exons. Bases 1 to 1038 code for a protein of 345 amino acids.